Messenger RNA from Bactrocera tryoni, 705 nucleotides. It is a transcript of the gene vnc, whose product is annotated as N-alpha-acetyltransferase daf-31. Gene Ontology annotation, molecular function: protein N-terminal-serine acetyltransferase activity; protein-N-terminal-glutamate acetyltransferase activity. Gene Ontology annotation, cellular component: NatA complex. The transcript has a single exon. Gene Ontology annotation, biological process: N-terminal peptidyl-glutamic acid acetylation. Bases 25 to 624 code for a protein of 199 amino acids. The record is from RefSeq and is a predicted model, not a curated record. NCBI's taxonomy places the organism in Eukaryota, Metazoa, Arthropoda, Insecta, Diptera, Tephritidae.
AAUUUAUACUGAAAGUCCAACAACAUGAAUAUCCGCUGUGCUAAACCUGAUGACUUGAUGAGUAUGCAGCACUGUAACUUGCUCUGCCUGCCUGAAAACUACCAAAUGAAAUAUUACUUUUAUCAUGGGCUUACCUGGCCGCAGCUCAGCUAUGUAGCUGAAGAUGAUAAAGGUAAUAUCGUUGGCUAUGUGCUGGCCAAAAUGGAGGAACCUGAACCUGGUGAAGAAAGUAAGCAUGGUCACAUUACGUCAUUGGCCGUAAAACGGUCCUACCGCCGACUUGGCUUAGCACAAAAAUUGAUGAAUCAAGCCUCACAAGCGAUGGUUGAGUGUUUUGAUGCGCAAUAUGUUUCGCUGCAUGUGCGUAAAAGCAACCGCGCCGCCCUAAAUCUCUACACAGAUUCGUUGAAAUUCAAAAUAAUUGAAAUCGAACCGAAAUAUUAUGCCGAUGGCGAAGAUGCUUAUGCGAUGCGUCGUGAUCUUAGUGAAUUUUCAAAAAAAGAAAAUUCCGACGAAUCGGCACUUGAUACGAAAGGCAAUACUGCAGAUGGCGAAAAGGAUAAAAUCAACUAUAGGCAAGUACUCUCGCAUGAUCACAGCGGACAUGAUGGACAUUGUUGCUAAAGCAACUGGAUGUUAGAAUUUAAGGUGCUCCUAUGCAAUUCGGGUAUAAUUUUGUAUUUAUAUAUUUUUCGAAAACUUUAA